CAGCACACCCCACUCCCACCGCCCAAUAUAUAAUGAAGGCAGGGCAGGGCUGGGCAGGCAGGGCGUGCUUUGUGCAGACGGAUGAACAAAAAGGAUAGCCAUAUGAUCCAUCCAUACCAACACAACACUUCGAUAUAUUGAAACACGCAGCCCCCUCCGAAAAUUCUUACCUCUUUCCUUUUCGUCCAGUUCCGCACCUCGGACUCAAAUCGCAGAUUCUGUUGUUAACACUUGCCCUUUCUUUCUCCUUUUCCUUGAAAAACGGUAAACCCCGUUCAAGGUAACAAUAAUAUGCCAUGAGUAUUUUCACUGAAGAUCUGUUGUUGAUGGGUUGAUUGGAUUGGAUUCUUAACUAGUUUUGUCCGUAUUUUGUCUUCGAUUCUCCUGUUUCUGUGGGGAGAUCACAUAGACGGAGUCGGAGAGGAGGGUAGGGCUCACGGCUUACCAUGGAAUUGGCAGCAGAGAAAAAGGAAACCACCGCCACCAAUCUACCCCCUCCAGCUGUGGACGAAGAUAAAGACCAGAUCGCCCUCGAUCUCAAGGCUGGUCUCCACCCUCUCAAGCACAAAUUUGUAUUCUGGUACACUCGCCGAACGCCUGGAGUUCGAACUCAAACAUCAUAUGAGGAUAAUGUUAAGAAGAUUGUGGAAUUCAGUACGGUUGAAGCCUUCUGGGUCUGCUAUUGCCACUUAGCUCGACCAUCCACAUUGCCAAGCCCAACUGAUUUGCAUUUAUUCAAGGCUGGUAUCCGUCCACUGUGGGAGGAUUCUGCUAACUGCAAUGGUGGGAAAUGGAUUAUUAGGUUUAAAAAGAUUGUAUCAGGCCGGUUCUGGGAGGACCUGAUUCUGGCAUUAAUAGGAGACCAGCUUGAUUAUGGUGAUAAUAUUUGUGGAGCAGUAUUGAGUAUCCGUUUUAACGAGGACAUAGUGAGUGUGUGGAACCGCAAUGCGUCUGACCAUCAGCAGGCGGUUAUGGCUCUGAGAGAUUCCAUCAAAAGACAUUUAAAGCUUCCCCACAGCUAUGUGAUGGAGUACAAGCCCCAUGACGCCUCCCUGCGAGACAACUCAUCAUACCGCAACACAUGGUUGAGAGGAUGAGGCUGCCACUGGCUUCGCAACAAAGAGAUGGAUGACCAUGCCACUUUACAAUUUGUCAUAUGAAGGUAGAUUCAUCCAUCCAAGUUGGCACAGGCUUGGCCUCUUCAUUGAAUCUCACCUCAUCCCACAGUCACACAGGGCUACGCAUCCAUCCAUCUCCUGUGUAUUUGGUGGAUGGUUGACUUACUCACCUAUCACUAUGCUUUUACUUUUGAUAUCGGGCUCGCUAGCUCGCACUAUUGUCUUUCUAUGACCCUCCCUCACCCUUUUACCAUAUCACAAUCCUCCCUCCCUCCCUCCUGUUGUUGGUGUUGCAUUGCAUCUGUCUAUUGAAUAUAUAUGAAUGAUCAUCUUUCUUUA
This is a messenger RNA of Andrographis paniculata, 1457 nucleotides long. Its product is annotated as eukaryotic translation initiation factor NCBP-like. Bases 447 to 1097 code for a protein of 216 amino acids. Gene Ontology annotation, biological process: translational initiation. Gene Ontology annotation, molecular function: RNA 7-methylguanosine cap binding; translation initiation factor activity. Lineage: Eukaryota; Viridiplantae; Streptophyta; Magnoliopsida; Lamiales; Acanthaceae. Gene Ontology annotation, cellular component: cytoplasm; eukaryotic translation initiation factor 4F complex. The transcript has 7 exons. The record is from RefSeq and is a predicted model, not a curated record.